Triticum aestivum (bread wheat) is the source of this 649-nucleotide messenger RNA. Its product is annotated as avenin-like b1. The record is from RefSeq and is a predicted model, not a curated record. Gene Ontology annotation, molecular function: nutrient reservoir activity. Lineage: Eukaryota; Viridiplantae; Streptophyta; Magnoliopsida; Poales; Poaceae. The transcript has a single exon. The coding region runs from base 57 to 530 and encodes 157 amino acids.
CAUCCAUCAUCCUUUAAUCAAAUAUAUAUAUCAAAGAAAACUGGUAACCAGACAUCAUGAAGACCUUGUUCAUCUUCUCUCUCCUCACCCUUGCAGUUACCGAUGCUGUUGCGCAGCUAGACACUACCCGUAGCCAGUGCUCUGAACAUUGUCAGCAGCAGCAACAACCAUGGCAACAAUGGCGGCAGCAGAUGUACCCAUGUGUGGAAUUUCUGCAGCACGAGUGCAGCACAGUGACACUGCCAUUUGUCCAGUCCCGUAUGUGGCAACUUAGCAGCUGCCAUAUAAUGCGACACCAGUGCUGCCUGCAGCUAGCACAGAUCCCGGAGCAGUUCAGGUGCCAGGCCAUCCAUAGCGUGGCUCAAGCUAUCAUGCAGCCGCAGCCCCAGCGGCAAGCUCCGGUUGAGAUCAUGAGGAUGUCGCUUCAGACCUUGCCGUCGAUGUGCAACGUGUAUGUGCCGGCAUACUGCAACCGCCACGGCAUCCCCAUGGCCAGAUGCAGCGGUGGAUGGGUCUGUGAGUCAAUGUAGUGGUGGCAGUAUAAAAGUGCCCGGCAUGAUCAUGCGUGGCCUGUACGGAUGUACUAGUUGCAACUUGGAAAUAACAAUCAACAUCUGUUUCUGAAUGAAUAAAGCAUUUUCCUGAAUAA